AUGUCAGAGAUUGAAAUUUAUGAAGAUCCCAUUAUAUUACUUGCCAAUGAUCCUGAUUUGAAUAAGGAGAAGGCUAAAUCUGCCAAAUUAGUAGAAUUAAUUCAUAAUUUCCCCUUGACUGAGAGGAAAGUUUCAAAAUUAUGUUCAUUAUCAUUGAUAAUUUUACAAAAUUUGGAAAAGAUAGAAUUAAAUUUGAAAAGUUGGGCAUUUUUAUCAUUAGAUAUUAAUUCUAAUGAUCAUUUUAAUAAUGAAACUGAUAGCAUUAAAGAUUUCAAUAAUAGUAUUUCAAUCAAAGUUUUACAAGAAUGUAAAGUUUUGAAUGUUAAAUUAGGUAAGAUUUCCAAUGAUUUAGAUCAUAUUACUAAAGAACUGAGAACUUUAAGUCCUAUUGAAUACAUUUCUGAUUCAGGUACUUUACUUACAUCCUUAAAUUUGAGGAAUAUUAAAUUGAAAUUUGAAUUAACGGAUAAGAUAACUGUUUCAUACCUGAAAGCUAAAUUGAUUAAUAUUGGAAUGGAACUAGAAUUAAUGUUGAUAGAUGAUGAUGAAGAUUUAUCAACCAUCAAUACUUAUAAGACAUUUGUUGCCAAUUUAUUGAAACAAUUGAAUAAUACUAUUGAUAAUGAAGAUAUGACAGGAAAAACUGAAUGUUUAGCAGUGAUUAAUGAUAUGGAGAAGAUGUUUGACGCGUUCAAAUUAGAAAAACUCCAAGCUAAUGAAUUACAAUUACAAAAGGAAAGAGAAGAAUUAGAGAAAGAGAAAGAAAUUCAAAGAGAAAGAGAAUCUCAUCAAAGGAAAUUGGAGAGACAAAGAUAUAAAUCUCCUGAACCUUAUGUGAAUAUUAAAUAUGAACAACCAAGUUCAAAUUCUCAUUCUCAUUCCCAUUCACGUUCAAAUUCAGAUUCUCCAAUUUAUCCUCCAAGAAAUAUUGAUGAUGUGGUAGAUGAUGAUAGUUCUUAUGAUUCAGAUAUGGGAUCAUCAAUGGGAAGUUCUAUGUUUACUUACAAUUCUCCAAUGAUUCAUUCAAUUACCAAAUCACAACCCACGUCUCAAUUACAUCCUAUUAAAGAAGAUAUGAUGAAUUCAUCUAUUUUACAUAAAACAACCCUUUCAGAAGAAAUGCCUUAUUUAUUAUCAGCAUUUAAUCUGGCUAAAAAUGUCGAGGAAGAUAUCAAAAAUUUCAAAGAAGAAACUCCUGAAUCCAAAUCCAAAAAAUCCAAGGCUAAACCUAAAUCACCUCUUUCAAAAGAAACUGAAGAUUCAGAUGAUCAUAGUUUACAUUUUUCAAAAUCACAUUUACCAGAAACUCAAUUGACAUCUCAAAGUACAUUAUUACCAUCCCCCUCACCUUAUUCAUAUUUAUAUUCCAAUAAUUCAUUAUUAUCUCGUUUAGGUAUAAAACCACAAGUUAUAACAACAGAAAUUCCAAAAGACACCAGUUUAUCGUUGAACACUACUUCGAAUAUUCAACAAUUUAAGAAACCUUUGAUCAAGAAUGAUGAUAAUGAAAAGAAUGAUAAAGAGAACCUUCCUUUAACUCAAAUGAAUUUAAGAAAUCAUCUUUCAAGUUUAAGUAUCAAACCUAAUGAAUUUAAUGACCAAGUCGAAUAG
This is a messenger RNA of Yamadazyma jaroonii, 1611 nucleotides long. Lineage: Eukaryota; Fungi; Ascomycota; Pichiomycetes; Serinales; Debaryomycetaceae. The record is from the annotation of a GenBank genome assembly.